Molecule: messenger RNA, 3380 nt
Organism: Paramecium octaurelia
Lineage: Eukaryota; Ciliophora; Oligohymenophorea; Peniculida; Parameciidae
Source: the annotation of a GenBank genome assembly
AUGUAAGCAUAUAGUAAAUGUAAAAGAGAGAAACUUAAAGAAAAGAUUCGUAUUCUACAAUAUCCUGAGUAAUUCAAGCCAUAGGUCCAUCAUAAUUACAUAGUUUUGGAUGAAAAGUAUUUGAAUUUGGGUGGUAUUUGUGUUAUACUAAACAUCCUCAAGAUUAUGUAUUGGUGUUUGACAAUCCUGAUCAUGAAGACUAUGAGUACAAAGAAAAUAGCAUACAAUUUCAAGAUGUUUUGAGAGACUUUGAUAAAGUAAUAGGCUUCAUUAAAAUAAGUGUUUUGACGUUGAUUCAUCAUUUGAAUCUCCAGACGAUGAAUUAUUGAGGAUGGCCUUUUUGAAUGUAUUUAAUCGACUUAAACAACCUCCCUCAACAUAUAAAGAGAUAGAAAGAGGCUUUUAAUUAUCAUCAUCAAGCAAACAAAAAUUAUUUAUUGUGAAUGAGCAUGGAACUUAAGUAAGAAUCAAACCAGAUGAAACUCGUCAAAUGGGAUAAGGAGGUUUCUUGAAGUACAAUUCAACGACUAAUCAUUGGGAAAGAACAGGAGAAAAGGUCUCUGAUGUUGCCACACUUUUUAGAAUUUUAUUAUUGUACAAAUUAUCUAUGCAUGCAGGGUAAUAAAAUUGAGUAUUUCAAACUUUUAGGUUCUUCAUUAGGCAAUUUUUAAGUCUAGAUGGUACUAAGAUAUACGCAGUGUUGUUUUAAGAAUUGCGUAAUCUUAUUAUAGAGGCACAGAGGACAUAUAUGAAGAAGAGAGUAAGCAUAGCAUUUUGUGACAUUCUAUCAUUAGAACCAGUAGAUGAAGCGUAUUGAAUAUUGAAUAUUUUAGGUUUCGACCUUUGCGCUUUAAUAAAGUCAUCAGAUCUAAACUAGCAGGGCCAGAUUUGCCAUUUGAAUCUCAUCAAAGGGAAAUUAGAAAACUAUUAAAAAUAAUUGAUUAUAAUAAGUUGGCUAGAGAGUGUAAUUAAUACCCAUAUGAGAUAUCUGGAGAGAUAUAAUAAUAAAGAAGACUGACAGCGGAUGUGUUAAAUGCUUAUGUGUUUUAUUUGGAAUAGAUUGCAAUUGAAUUGAGCAAAGUGAGAAAGAAAUACAAAGAAAAUGAUUUUGCUCAAAUUCUUUCAUCUCAAGAGUUGAAAGAAUUGGUGGCUGAUUUAAAGGAGUAAAAUUUCAAAUCAAAAUCAACCAAAUAAUAUGUGAGAGAUUAAAGUAAGGGAAAUUGGAAAGAAACAAAUAGAAGAAAAAUAAAGGUAUUUUUGAAGCGAAAGAUGGCUUUGGAGAUUGAAUAGAUUUUACAUAAUGCCAAACAUUAAACGGAUAAAUUGUAUGGUAGGAAAUUAUUGAGUCUUUGGGAUAGAUUGGGUAUGGAACCUUAGGGUCCUUUUAUUGAAUAUUUUUAUCCAAGGAAAAAGUAGAAUUAUAAUAAAUUUAUUCAGUAAGAUUCAAUCUGGACUUAUCAGAUAAUCAAUGAGAAGGGCGAACGUUCAUUAUUCAAUAAGAUGGAAAGAGCAAAAUUGAAUAUAUCAAUUUUAAAGGCAUUAGUCAACUUAGAAUAUUUGAGUUCGCAGGAUUACAUUAGAGAUCAUCUGAUACCUAAUAGUUACUUUGAUUUGGAUGGGUAGAAAUACAAAGACGAACAUUAUUAACCAUUAAAAUAGGCUAAACAAUUAAAAUAGGAUUUAUUCUUUUCAAUGAAAUUAAUAUAGACAGUCAAAGCCAAGAUCUAAAAGUUUAUUCAGAAGGAUGAAAAUGAGUAGGGAGAGAAGAAGAAAAAGCCUUUAACAGAGGGUGGUUUGAAUGGAGAUAAUCUAUUAAACUUAUGGGGAUUGUUGGAUGUUCCAGUGUAACAUAUUUGUGCAUAUUAUGGAGAGAGAAUAGCCUUGUAUUUUAUGUUCUUGUAGUUUUUUGUUCAGGAAUUGCUUCCUAUAUCAUAUUUUGGAAUACUGACAUUUAUAGUAUAAAUACUGUAUGAUGUUGAAGCCUUGGCCAACAAAGUGUCUAUUAUAUUUUUUACAAUAAUGAUUGUGUUUUGGUCAUCGACUUUCUAGGCUUUGUGGAUUCGUUAAGAAAUGUAAUUUUAAACUAUGUUCGGUUUGGAAGAUAUGGAAUUGAAUUAGGUUGAGUUGAUUGGAUUUGUUGGUAAACCUAAGAGAUCGAUAGCAAAUGAUAAAUUGAAUGAUCUUCAAUAUUCAUCUAAGGAGACUUGGUUUAAAUUCUUUUUUAACAUGAUAUUGGUAGCGAUAUUUUUAGUGAUUGAGAUUGUGAUUAUAGUGGCACUAUAACUGUUAUCCUUGUAUUUAGAAGAUAAUCCAGACGUUCCGUACAUAGAAUUCAUAGAGUUAUCUGUUUUUAUUCCAGCGUUGAUUUGGGUUUUCAUAGGAAUUCUGUUAGACAACAUUUAUAGGCCUGUGGCAUUCUUUUUAACGAAAUGGGAGAAUCACAAAUAUCUAUCUUAAUUUGAGACAAGUUUUAUUAUAAAGAGUAAUAAUUACUAUUAGAAUAGAUCUUUUGUUUUCCACUGUGAAUCGUUUGGGAUAGCCAUUUAUCAUAGCAUUUUUUUACGAAUAAACAAUCGGGUGUGUAAAUGACAAUUAUUGCUAUUCCCAAUUGUAAAUUUACAUGAGAGUUGUGUUUAUAAUUGAGUUUGGUAAACAUAUUUUGUUUGGAUUUAUAUUUCCAAUAAUAAAACAGAUUUAUCAAAGGGCAAGAUAUGGACUAGUGAGCAUAGUAGAUUUUGGGGAUUCUUUGUAGAAGAAAACACGUAAAAUUCUAAGAGUUAUACUUUAUAGCGUAUUAUCAUUUCAAUAAAUCUAUUGAGGCUGAGACGUAGAAGGAAUCUUUCACAAUAGAUCAAGUUGAUGGAACAAUAUGGGAGUAUUUAGAAUUGAAUUUGCAAUUUGCUUUGUUGGCCAAUUUCGGAAGUCCUUUUCCUUUGAUCUUCAUAACUGGAUUGGCGAUGAACUAUUUAGAGUUGUUUUUGGACAAGUUCAAAUUGAUAUGGCUAACAAAAAGACCAACACCUUAAACAGCAAGAUCAAUAGGUCCGUUUGUAUACUAUAUGAAUCUGAUUUCAUAUAUUUCGAUUUUCAUCAACAGUGGAUUGCUGUCUUAUACGAAUUAGGACGUCUUCACUGAGAUCAAUAGUUUCACUUUGUUCGUGAUUUUGAUGAUCGCAUUUUUUUUGUUCAAAUUUGUCACUGAUAUCAUAUAUGGGAAUACUGAUAGUUCUGCUGAGUUGGUACGACAAAGACACCAGUCGAUAUAGAAGAAGUUGCAUGUUAGCAUAAGGGGGAAGAAUUAGAUGAGCUCGAAAUUGCCAUUUCCAAUAGCCAAGAUAUAUGGAACUCUAUUGCCUCAUUAAUUGAAGAAGCAAGAAUGA